Molecule: messenger RNA, 882 nt
Organism: Diplodia corticola
Lineage: Eukaryota; Fungi; Ascomycota; Dothideomycetes; Botryosphaeriales; Botryosphaeriaceae
Product: hemolysin-iii channel protein izh2
Exons: 2
Coding region: 1-882 (293 amino acids)
Cellular component (GO): membrane
Molecular function (GO): signaling receptor activity
Source: RefSeq, a predicted model, not a curated record
AUGGAAGAGAAAACCAGAAGCAGACCAACAAACUCAUCCACCACUCUGCUAGCCUACAACGAACUUGCACCCUGGCAACAAGACAACGAAUACAUCCUCACGUCUUACCGGCCGCUCUCCCGCUCCUACGCCCGUUCGAUCCGCAGCAUCCCGACCCUGCACAACCAGACGGUCAACAUCUGGACGCACCUGCUCGGCCUCGUCUUCUUCGCCUCCCUGGCCCACCACCUCUGGCGCACGCUCGCGCCGCUCUACGCGACGGCGACGCACGAGGAUGUCGUCGUCUUCGCAUGCUUCUUCGCGGGUUGCUUCUGCUGCCUGGCGUGCUCGUCGGCGUACCACACCUUCAUGAACCACUCGGAGAACAUUUACGAGAGGUGGCUGCUGCUCGACUUCCUCGGCAUCCUCUGCCUCAUCGCGGGCAGCUGGGUGCCGGGCGUCUACUACGGCUUCUACUGCCAGCGGGCGGAUGCCAAGUUUUAUCUUACGCUGAUACUGGUCCUCGCGGCAGCGUCCGCCAUCGUGUGCCUGGUGCCGGCGUGCCGCAAGCCGGCGUGGCGGCCGUUCCGGACAGGCAUGUUCCUGGCGCUGGGCGUGGCCGGCUUCCUGCCCAUGGCGCACGCGGCGCGGGCGUAUGGCGUCGGGCUGGCGCACGAGCGCAUGGGCUGGGGCUUCUUCGCGCUCGAGUUCGUCCUGUACGGCGCCGGCGUCGCCGCCUACGCGACCAAAGUGCCCGAGAAGUGGGCGCCGGGCGCGUUCGACGUGUGGGGGUCGAGCCAUCAGAUCUUUCAUGUCUUCGUGCUGCUCGGGGCGGCGGCGCACUUGAGUGGCGUGGUGAAGGCGUUUGCGUGGAAUCACGGGGUCGGUAUGGGGUUGUGUUGA